AUGAAACUUUCAACAUCGAUUCUCAGCAGCCUAUUUUUCGCGGCCUUGGCAUGUGCAGACGGUGAAUUCAACGUUUUAUCGUUUAACGUUGCGGGAUUACCGGAAAUCUUGCAGAGUAACGGCGAGUCUUUGGACAAGACAACUGCUACCACGCAAAUCGGUAAAAAAUUCAGCGAGUUGCGUGACCAAUUGGACGUGAUUCAUGUUCAGGAGGAUUUCAACUACCAUGCAACCCUCUACAAGUAUGAUGAUCAUCCAUACAGAACCGCUACUUCCGGCGGUGUACCAUUUGGAUCUGGUUUGAACACCCUUUCGAACUACAACUGGGAGGAUUUCUCCAGAACCAAGUGGAAUAAGUGCUCUGAUGCAUCUGAGUACGAUUGUUGGACACCAAAAGGGUUCACGCACAUGCGUAUGGAGCUGGAAUCUGGUGUUUACAUCAGCAUGAUCAACUUGCAUGCCGAUGCAGGUACCGAAGACGGUGAUGAGACUGCAAGAGACUCCAAUAUUCAGCAGGUGGCUGAUUAUAUCGAUUCCUGGGCCACAGACGAGGCUGUGAUUGUCUUUGGAGACACAAAUUCACGUUACACGAGAACUGACGACAACAUUUCUGUGUUCAGCAGUCAAAAUGGACUAACUGAUGCCUGGGUGAAAUUAAUUCGCAACGGUGUUGCUCCAUCAAAAGGAGCCGAUGCAAUUAUGUGCAGCAAUCCUUCAACGACAAACAAUUGCGAGGUUGUCGACAAGGUGUUCUACAGAUCGUCAAAGUUCGUCACUUUGGAUGCGACGGCGUUCAAUUACGUGGGGUCUGAUUUCGAGUAUGACAAUGACACACUUUCGGACCACAAUCCAAUUCUUGUGAAUUUCACAUACACGGUUUCGGACGAUUUCCGGACCUCUGAGCUCACCGGUGGCAACUAUGGUGAAGUUUUCUUUAAUGACAUUAACAGCUUAACUGAUGGAUCGCAUCCUACAAAGCUUUCGUUCAGAGGUGCCAAGCGGUUGGAUAAUGUUGGUCUUACUUUGAGCAGUGGUACUGUUUUGUCGCACGGUGGAUCCGGGGGAGAUUUGAGUGAGCUUACAUUGGCUGACGGCGAGUACUGGACUAAAGCCACUUUGUGCACGGGAACAAAGAGUGGCACUUUGAGAAACUUCUAUAUUAGUGCAACAACUUCGAAAGGCAAUGCUUUAUCUGCCGGCUCGAAGACCUCGGACUGUACUUCGUAUGAGGCACCGAGCGGAUAUCAGAUUGGUGGAUUUUAUGGCCAGUCUGGCGACAAUGUUGACCAAUUAGGUUUCAUCUACAUCAAGACCUAA
Molecule: messenger RNA, 1317 nt
Organism: Brettanomyces bruxellensis
Lineage: Eukaryota; Fungi; Ascomycota; Pichiomycetes; Pichiales; Pichiaceae
Exons: 1
Coding region: 1-1317 (438 amino acids)
Cellular component (GO): cytoplasm
Molecular function (GO): sphingomyelin phosphodiesterase activity
Source: RefSeq, a predicted model, not a curated record